Molecule: messenger RNA, 456 nt
Organism: Aspergillus wentii DTO 134E9
Lineage: Eukaryota; Fungi; Ascomycota; Eurotiomycetes; Eurotiales; Aspergillaceae
Exons: 1
Coding region: 1-456 (151 amino acids)
Source: RefSeq, a predicted model, not a curated record
AUGCCUGCCCCCCACUUACUUCCCACUACUGCCAUGCCCGCCACGCCUUUUAGUGGUUAUUUGAUAUAUGUUCACUACCUAGGCCAAUUAGCUAAAAAUGAAGAUUUUAUUUAUGUGUGUCCUUGUGCUGCGGUGAAGUGCGAAUACUGUGCCUGUUUGAAGAAAGCCUGCUUGCUGGUGCUAGUUUCCUUACAAGCUGCAGUCACUGGCGCCCUUGGGCAAGGCGCUGGCGACCGGAAAAAGGCCAUCAAUAAGGUAGUGAAAGACAUACACGCCUUCCGCAAGAGGGUGAACGGCGAGUCGGAUGAGGCUUGUCAGACGCGGGCCCUGCGGUCCCUUAACCGCAACGUCUUCUCGUUGGUGAAUACCUUGCGUGAGCACUGGGGUAUGCCAUUGGUGGACGCCUCUGAAAUGGAGGACUUUGAUGAUCUCUUCGCUGGCGAAGUGGAGGAAUAA